Molecule: messenger RNA, 2275 nt
Organism: Danio aesculapii
Lineage: Eukaryota; Metazoa; Chordata; Actinopteri; Cypriniformes; Danionidae
Gene: stub1
Product: STIP1 homology and U-Box containing protein 1
Exons: 8
Coding region: 351-1205 (284 amino acids)
Biological process (GO): protein quality control for misfolded or incompletely synthesized proteins; protein polyubiquitination; proteasome-mediated ubiquitin-dependent protein catabolic process
Cellular component (GO): Z disc; cytoplasm
Molecular function (GO): protein-folding chaperone binding; ubiquitin protein ligase activity
Source: RefSeq, a predicted model, not a curated record
ACAGUGACGGCAGAGUCAAAACAACCGAAACAUGAUGCUAGCGUCUCACACCCGCGGGUAAAAUGUCGUGUUUUUAAGGAUCGCCGAUGAAAACGUCGGACAUUUGUCAUCUUAAUGUCAUGAUCGAGUCGGAAUAUGAGUUUGGCCGCGUUUCAAUCGCUAUCAGGGAUCCAAAAGUGAUCAUCAAAGCACCAGUGUCGCUACCGGUUUGCUAACGACAGGCGUCAGUCCAGCAGUCAAACCCGGUUUGCAGGUAACUGGCUCCCCGGGACCGGCCGGUGCUCACCGAAGAGACGGGGAACAGGAUUGGGAAGCAGGGCGGAGCGGCCACCGCAGAGCCCGUAGAGAAGAUGUCGAGCAGCCCAGAGAAAAGCUCAUCCGCACAGGAGCUGAAGGAGCAGGGAAACCGCCUGUUCCUCAGCAGAAAAUACCAGGAGGCCGUCACCUGCUACAGCAAAGCCAUUAAUCGUAACCCGUCAGUGGCCGUGUACUACACUAACAGAGCACUAUGCUACGUCAAGCUACAGCAGUACGACAAGGCACUGUCCGACUGUAAACACGCCCUCGAGCUCGACAGCCAGUCGGUGAAGGCGCACUUUUUUCUGGGCCAAUGUCAGCUGGAGCUGGAGAAUUACGAAGAAGCCAUCGGCAACCUACAGAGAGCCUAUAACCUGGCCAAGGAACAGCGGCUCAAUUUUGGAGACGACAUCCCAAGUGCUCUUCGCAUCGCCAAGAAGAAACGCUGGAACAGCAUAGAGGAGAAGCGGAUCAGCCAAGAGAACGAGCUGCACGCGUAUCUCAGCAAACUCAUCCUGGCCGAGAAGGAGAGAGAGCUGGACGACAGAGUGAAGCAGUCAGAGGACAGUCAGAAUGGAGGAGACAUCAGCAAGAUCAAAUCCAAACAUGAUAAGUAUCUGAUGGACAUGGAUGAGCUUUUCUCUCAAGUAGAUGAAAAGAGGAAGAAACGCGAGAUCCCAGAUUACCUGUGUGGGAAGAUCAGUUUUGAGCUGAUGAGGGAACCCUGCAUUACUCCCAGCGGCAUCACCUACGACCGCAAGGACAUCGAGGAGCAUCUACAGCGUGUUGGCCAUUUUGACCCCGUCACACGUAGUCCUCUGACCCAAGAUCAGCUGAUCCCCAACCUGGCCAUGAAGGAGGUGAUCGACGCUUUCAUCCAGGAGAACGGCUGGGUGGAGGACUACUGAAAACACACGCGCACGCACACUCACACACACACACACAGGAGCGAGCGCAGCAGAGUUUCCUCACGCUGAAUCCAAUCCUCUCCUCUAUGUUCAUGCACUUUAAUCAGUGGAGCUUUUGCUGGAGUCAGACGAACGUUUCUCUAUCCCUCAGACUCUUCCUAGUCACACACAAUAAUCAAUCGCCUGCUGGUCUGGUACACACACACUUCCUCUCAAUCUGCUGCAUCCGAUGAUGAUGAUGAUGAUGCUGAUGCUGUAGUUUCGUCUCUGAAUGUUAAGAAGCAACAUUAUUGAUGACACAUCUCCAAUAAUCACUGAUAAAGAGGAAACUCUGUGCAUGAGAGCGUCGCGUGUGUGUGUUUUUAUAAAAGCGUUCACCUACCACAGGGGUGUCCAAACUCUGUCCUGGAGGGCCGGUGUCCUGCAGAAUUUAGCUUCAGCUUGCUUCAACACAUCUGCCAGGAAGUUUCUAGAAUAUCUAGUAAGAGCUUGAUCAGCUGGUCCAGGUGUGUUUGAUUAGGGUUGGAGCUUAACUCUCCAGGACUGAGUUUGGACACCCCUGGCAGAUCUAUAUGCAGAGUGUAUAAAUUUCUAACACGCCUAGAAUGUUUCCAAGAUGCUUUGGGUUCCGAUUAUAACGUUUUUUUUAUUUGUAACGAGCGUUUAAUCCUCCACAUAUAUUAGACAUUCAUUCAUUCAUCUGCCAAUCAAUGAACUGAGAAGUCUGUGGCAUGCAGAUGACAUCAUUAAUGUUAUGGUGUAUUAUUAUUAUACGUUUAGUCUCGCUGCUGCGUCUGUGCGGUGGAGAGAGAGAGAGAGAGAGGUAAGUGAGCUUUUUUCACACUAUUGAUUAUUUUUUUUGUCUUUCCCUCUGGAACUUUAGGGAGUUUUCUGUUUCCUGUCACACAUUCACACUUCCUGUUUUAGUAUCAGUAUUUUGGGGAGCCCUUGUUAGUUGCUGGAUGUCGCAGUUGCUGAACUGUGUCCGUCUCGGUUCAGAUUUUCCCAAAGUGUAAUGAGUUUAGGUUGGGUGCAUGUUCAAUAAAUGGUAUUUUGUUUCUUUUUUGUAA